This is a messenger RNA of Eufriesea mexicana, 1485 nucleotides long. It is a transcript of the gene Usp30, whose product is annotated as ubiquitin specific protease 30. Lineage: Eukaryota; Metazoa; Arthropoda; Insecta; Hymenoptera; Apidae. The coding region runs from base 41 to 1459 and encodes 472 amino acids. Gene Ontology annotation, cellular component: nucleus; cytosol. The record is from RefSeq and is a predicted model, not a curated record. Gene Ontology annotation, biological process: protein deubiquitination. Gene Ontology annotation, molecular function: cysteine-type deubiquitinase activity. The transcript is spliced from 7 exons.
GCAAGUGUUCGAUUCGGAUUUUGAAGAAUAUUUCAUAAAAAUGGAUGUAGAAAAAGUUGCUGUAUUUGCUAGUGUAGGAUUUGCAAUAGCUAUUGCAGCAUUUAUUUUAUGGGGUCCAGCUCCUAAACCUAGGAAAAAAGGGAAAAUCAUUGGAAUCAAUAAUUUAGGAUAUACUUGCUUUUUGAAUUCACUUUUACAAGCUUUAGCUGCAUGUCCAAUUUUUAUUGGAUGGUUAAAAAAACAUCAUAACAAUAAUGGAAAAGUUAAUUUCAUUUCAACUUUACUGUCUCUUUUUGAAAAAAUCAAUGGAUAUGCAGAAGACGUAUAUGGCGAUGUAACGCCAGUUGAAAUUAUUUCAUUACUUGGUAAUCAAUGGAAAUUUGCAUCUGAUCAUCAAGAUGUACAUGAAUUAUUUCAUGUAGUUCUUAGUGCAUUACAAACAGAAAUUCAACCUGGAAAUAGGAAAGGUUGUUUGUCUGAUGCUUUACCACAAAGUCCAAUAAUGAAAACAGAUACAAAAAGAUUUGGUGAUCCUUUAACAUUUAGAAGUGUAUCUUGUUAUGAUAUUGUAUCAGCUAACAAAAGUCCUAACAUUCCAAAUGGUUUUGAUAGAAAUUGCAACAGUCAUGUUAUGUCUUCAGCAGUGUCCAUACCAAGUAUUCCUAUGGUAUAUAAUAAGCCAGGUAUAAUCCUUGCUAGGUCUUCAGAAUUGCUUUCAAAAAGUGUUGGAAUUGAGGAAAGUAAAGAAUCUUUAAAACAGUGGAGCUCUUUAUGUGCUAUGCCAGUUCCUAAUGCUCCACCAAUAGUAGUAGAAGUACACCCAUUUUCAGGAUUAUUGACUAGUCAAUUACAGUGCAGUUGCUGCACAUGGAAGUCUGCAGUUCAUUAUGACAAACUUGAAACAGUUUCUUUGUCCUUGCCUCCUUUGAGUCCAUAUAUUAAAUCACAUCACACAUUGGAAGAAUUAUUAACACGUUUUGUAACCAGUGAGAUUAUUCAAGAUGUACAAUGUGAUGGAUGCGAAAUGCGUUGUUUAGCUACAAAAACCUUAACUCUAGGCAAACUUCCUAAAUGUUUAUGUUUACAUAUAUCAAGAACUAUGUGGAGCUGUUCAGGAAUACCAAUUAAGAGAAAUGAUCCAAUAAAGUUUCCUGAAAUAUUGACUCUAGAUCCUUACACUUUUACGGAAACAAGAAAGAGAAAUGCACAGGGUGACCCUGAAGCAACAAUGUUACUUAUUAAUCGAACUACACUACAAGAUAAACACAAGUAUCAACUACGUGCAAUUAUAGAACAUCGUGGACCUGUUGAUUCUGGACAUUUUGUUUGUUAUAGACGCGGAAAUAAGAUCAAUCAAUGGUUAUAUACUUCAGAUAAUGUAGUUGAGAGCAUAUCCUUGAUUGAAGUUUUAUGUGCCACACCAUAUCUUUUGUUUUAUGAGCGUAUUAACAGUAUAUAAAAAUAGUUAGUAAUCAAUUUUAGUAA